Messenger RNA from Zasmidium cellare ATCC 36951, 1740 nucleotides. RefSeq lists its product as uncharacterized. Gene Ontology annotation, molecular function: oxidoreductase activity. NCBI's taxonomy places the organism in Eukaryota, Fungi, Ascomycota, Dothideomycetes, Mycosphaerellales, Mycosphaerellaceae. The transcript is spliced from 2 exons. Bases 1 to 1740 code for a protein of 579 amino acids. The record is from RefSeq and is a predicted model, not a curated record.
AUGAGUAAGAAUAUGGAGGGCCAGAAGCGGAAGAAGGUUCUGGUGGUGGGUGCUGGAGCUGCUGGCAUGUCCUGCGCACACCACCUCUCCAACCAUCCGGACAAAUUCGACGUUACAAUCGUAGACGCCGUCGACUACUGCGGAGGCCAAGCCUACUCGAUCCCAUUGAACAAGCAAGAGACGGGUGCAUCAUGGCUCAAUCAAGGCGUGCAGGGAGGCUCAUACAUCUUCCACCACACAUUGACGAUGUUCGCGAGGAACGGGUAUUGGGCGGAUCCUGUGAAGCUCCAGGUCUCCUUUGGCAAAGGCGAGCAGUUCUGGAGCAACGUAUACCCCACGAAGCUACUUGAGAAGCAUUCGGGCGAGGUUAGGAGAUUCAGGACGAUGCUGAGUGUAGUGCGGAUGUUCGAGAUCUUCUUUGCUCUUCUGCCGAUCAAGUAUCUGGUCAAGCUGUUUCGCUUCUCGGACGAGUUUGCGAACAUUGUCACGCUGCCAAUGGUUGCGCUGUUCCUGGGCACCGGAAACUACACACCUGAGGUCCCUUCGAUGAUCUUGGAGAGAUUGUGCACGAGUCCCACGUAUGGCAUGUGGUAUCCCCCGGUCAAGAACAGCGUGGCUUCGAAUCUACCGCCAAUGGUCGUCUUCCCGAACCUGAGCGAUUUCUACGAGACUUGGAGGAAGAAUCUGGUCAAGAGGGGAGUCAAUGUCCGCCUGUCGACGGAGGUCACAAGAGUGGUUCGCAGGGACAAGAAUGGGGUGACCGUGAAGAUCGUCGGGAGGACCCCAGUCGCGGAUGGACACAACCCCAACUCUGCUUGGGUUCCGGACGAUGUUGAAGGCUCCAAGGCAGAUCCAGAUGCAGUGGAAACGACCGAGGAGUACGAUGAGAUCGUCCUUUGCGUCCUAACUGACACUGCGAAGCGUCUGUUGAAGGAAACCAUUACAGGCGUCGAGUCUCGAGUCCUGGGAUCUGCCAAGUUCGCAAACGACAUCACCGUCACGCACCAAGACCACGAGUACAUGAAGCGCCACUACGAGAACUUCUACGAAAAAGACCUCGCCGUCUCCUCAAUCAACGGCGAAGGCAUGCAAUCACGCUGCGACUUCGCCAAAGACAACUUCAAAGCCAUGUACCUCAUCCGCAUGUACCCUCAAGACCUCACCAAGCUCGAAAUGUGCUUCGACUGCACCAACUACCAAGCCCAAUUCCCACCCGAAGUCCCCUUCGACAAGCACGUCUUCCAGACAAUCUUCCUCAACAAAGAACGAGACGGCCAUCUCUGGACCCUGGACGAGAUCGACGAGAAGAAGAUCAUCCGCAAGGACUGGUGGCACCAGCUCUGCCACAGCUUCACACACUACCUCUUCGUCGUCCCCUGGAUGUGGCUCCUCCAAGGAAAACGCCAUACCCGCUACGCCGCCUCCUGGACGCUCGUGAACGCCCACGAAGUCGCCUGCAUCAGCGGUAUCAGCGCCGCCGUCGACCUGGGCGCCGACUACCCCGAAGACCUUGAGCGAGAUAAGUUCGCGUUCCUGGCGUUCAGGCUCUACUACCUCCUCAUCUAUGGCAAGUGGUUCAGGCGGAGAGCGACGAAGAAGAGCAGGGACGGCGAGGGCGCACAAUGGGCGACGGGGAAUGAGUAUGGGAGUAUGUAUAAUGGGCCCGGUGUGCAGACGGGUACGGAUAGGAAGAUCUGGAGGCAGGAGGUCGAGGCUGGGAGGAGUUUGGAGGGGUUUUGA